AUGCCGCCAUUGACCACGGUAAUAGCGAUAGCCGUGAGCUGCUCCGUCGUCUUUAUAGUUUCUGCUAUAGUUGGCACGGUCAUCUGGAUAAGAGUCCGUCAGGAUCGUCUGUCGCUGGCGGUGGCAAACGCGAAGCAGGAUGGAUAUGCUCUGCAACAAUACCAGGGGGAGACGCUGACGGAACUCUCGCGGGAGGAGGGCACCGCAUUGCGACAGUAUGGACAGCUCCCAUACGGAAAGCCGUCUGAGUGGGGAGUUCUUUCAUCUCGCGAGAGUCUCAUCCAAUCCCCGGCGGACUCUGACACAUCAUCUCCUUUGGAUGAAAAAGCCCGUGACAUACGUCGUUCACUAUCGCGGUCCCUGUCAAGCCGCUCAGCGCGACUGUCACGACAUCUCCUAGGACCACAACGCCUCAGCUCACUGUCUCCACUGACAGAGCAUUCAGAGAAGCGGCAAUCGACUUCACCGACAGUAUCUGGAAUUGAUGAUGCCGUGCCGAACUCUGCUGUCGAGGGUGCGUUCGAGCUGGCGACGGAGACCACACCGCGGCAUACUCCAGACAGAGAAGAAGAGCAAUUGAGAGCAAGCCUCACCAGCCGACCAGGCUCUGGGGCAUGGCCACUGAAGCAUCAUAGGGAGCGGUCCGGCAGCCUGUACCCGCUCAUGGAGGAUAAACAAGACGGUUGCAACCCAUCAAAUAGCAGGGUACGAGGGGGAAGCAUUACUGCUCAAACGGCCGGGUCUGCACCCGAGCAACCUGUACCCCCACCACCAUGUGCCUAUCCACCAAAUCGCUUCCGUUUGUCAAGGAACGACUCGACCUGCCUCUCAUCGUUGAGCCUCGAAACCGCAGACAGCUCUAUUUUGGAAGACAGCAGAAGAACGUCAACAAAUGUCGACAGUACUUUCACAUCGCCAGCUCUGCCUCCGUGUCCUACGUUCGCGCCGUUUGAUGCCAACGAUGUCGGACGGAUGGAAUAUGACCGAAGAGGUCUUGGGGUAAUUCCAGCUGUACCAUCUCAAUUCGUCUUUCCGUCAAGUUCUGGCACCGCGUGGGAAGCCCAGAGGCUCGAAUCACCCCGCAGCUCUCCGCGUCGGAGCUUGACCACACGGAGUCCGAAUCAUUCGUCGGAACGCAUCAGUCCAUCGCCACGACGGAGCGAGUCUCUCACUGAUAACAAAGCCAAGCGAGACUCGUCCCUGUGGGUGAAGCCUCUGGAUCUGAGCCGUCCACCUUCCCUCAAUCCAGUACCUAAUGGAGCCUUGGUGCCACACUUCAGUCAAAUGCAGCGGCGUUCGAUGUAUAGCGAUCAGCGGAAAGAGCUCGAUCCAUUUUACAAUGUGAUGAGCAAUUCUGUCAUGAGCACUGAUCCCCGAUUGAAGCCUAGUUCUACUGGAAUUCCGGAUGGUCCUCUGCUAGGCCCGAAUAGCCAUCUUAAACCCCCUCUUCCCUCUGCACUCAAAGGAAGCAGUGGCACUCGCAAAGGCCAUCGGCGGCAGAACUGCGUUCGGAUCUCAAUACAUCCUCCAAUCACCUUUAGUGGCCCAGUGUUCUCGCCCACGGCCGAGGAGCCUGAGGAGACCGAAGAGAUCGAUACCAGCCGGGCACAAGUUCCUAAUUCAUCAAUCUCUCAAAUCUCACUUCAGUCCAACGGUUCAGGCCUUUCAGUGAGUCGAUUCAGCCAAGACGAGCAGCAGAAGGAGAACCCGCGAGUUACGGAGAUUACAGAUGAGCCACCCCGCAACUCGCAGGGAGGACCGCCCAAGCUUAGCGUGAACUCCCCUACCGAUGCCGGGGAUCGCACUCUAAGUAUUAUGGACAUGGAGAAGUCCCUGCCUGAUCUUGUGACGACUCUACCGCCCCCCAAGAUUGAUACCAGCCUGUCGAAGACGCCAUCUCCGGAAAAGAAUAGUCCGAUCUGGAUGAUUCCACAUUACAACAGCUCGCCGACGGGUUUUGAAAACUCCUCGAACCCUGGCAGUCCGCGCCGUACAGCCGUCAAGGGACCGCGUCAACCUCCGCCACGAUCAACAGCACGCAGCAGCUUCCGCUCACUGAAUCCCCUUGAUGAUAAUGCCAUGACGCAGUCAAGUCCGCCGAUGCGUCAUUCGCGUGGUCCCAGUAUGGGCAAGGAACCAGUUAGAAAUGCAGCCGAAUCACCAUUGCGUCCGAAGAACGACCCCCAAAACAUGGUGGCUCCGCGGUACCACGGUAGUCCGCAUCAGAUUGUUUCUCCGAUCAGACACUCUCAGGCGCAGCUCUGGCGGCCAGCGGCCGCUGUGCCAAAACCGCCAACUGCGAACAGCGGUAUCAUAGUUCCCAUUUGGGAAGACCGGGCUUCGGAACCCAAGGGAAAGGGUCCGCGGACUUCUUCAGUUCUUUCGCCCAGCGAACAUUCAGCACAAGUUGGGCGGGCAAAGAGCCACCGAUUAAAGCCCGGCCCCGGCAGUGCCCGACACGGAUUUCGAACCCCGACGAAAAAGCCUGUUGGACUGGGUAUUGGAGCAGCUACACCGGGAAGCUUGUAUGAUGGGGAUGGGUUCCUGAAAGAAUAG
Molecule: messenger RNA, 2556 nt
Organism: Aspergillus welwitschiae
Lineage: Eukaryota; Fungi; Ascomycota; Eurotiomycetes; Eurotiales; Aspergillaceae
Exons: 1
Coding region: 1-2556 (851 amino acids)
Source: RefSeq, a predicted model, not a curated record